AUGAAGUACAUUGACGAGUUUGACAUUGAGCUUGUCAAUCAAGCACUCAGUUUUGACACAACUGAUAUGCACAUCCAAGGAACGGUCGACCUUUUUACUACUAAGCCAAUUGGCUCAGACCGCAAAUUGUACAAAACUAUCGACCGCUUGUACUGCAAUAGCGAACAGCAAGAUAAACAAACGGAACAGAAAAGCAGGGCUAAUAGCGAUGUUUCGAUGAGCAAUUCGCCGCCUAAAGACGUGUCAUACAUCUCUCCAGAAUUUAUCCGUUUGAAGAAACGCUCGUCCAGCUAUUCACACCCGACCCCAAAACCGACUGCGCGUUCGCUCAUUCAGAAAGACCCAAUCAACAAGUCGCGCGCUCGCUCUUUCCAUUCGCCAUAUAUGUCUCCUCCGAAGUCUCUUCCGAAAUCUAAUGGCUUUGAUAAGCUUCUGAAUGAGGAGCUUGACAAAAUACCCAUGUUGGACGAUCAAUACUCGCCGUUCGGUCCUCUCAGCCAGCAAUCGUCGAGACGCCUUUUCGCGUACCUCAUUGCUAUUUUAAACUCGGUGUAUCCGGACCACGAUUUCUCGAAUGUGCAGCCAACGAAUUUCACGCUCAUACCUUCGUCCGCGGAACUGGUGCAACGCAUAAACUCGCUUCUUAUAUCGCUCGGCAAGUCAUCCGGACUCGGCUGGAUAUGGCAGACAAUAAAUACUCACAUGGAUUUAGAUGACUGCACAUGUUUCCAGUACGAGCCGGCGCAGUCGUUCCUGAAUGACUUGCCGGGCACCCUAUGGUGCAACAUGUAUUUUGCGUUCAAUAAGAAAAAGAAGCGUGUUGCCUUUAUCAGUUUUUCUGCUACAGUGUUGCAGGACACAGAGACUGCGAUCACGUACCGCAGGACCAGCAAGGUCGGCACUCUGGACGAGGAAGCUGGCAAGUUCGACGAGACGCAAGAAGAGUAUGAUUUGCGAUAUUCCCUCGAGGGAUCUUCCGAGGCCAUCUACGAAGACGUGUUUGAAGACGACGAUUAUGAUGACAUGGACGAGGACGAAGAUCAGUCCUCUGCGAAAGUAACCGGCGAUAUAGAACUAGAGUAG
Ogataea parapolymorpha DL-1 is the source of this 1083-nucleotide messenger RNA. RefSeq names its product Repressor of RNA polymerase III transcription MAF1. Gene Ontology annotation, biological process: negative regulation of transcription by RNA polymerase III. Gene Ontology annotation, molecular function: RNA polymerase III core binding. The record is from RefSeq and is a predicted model, not a curated record. Gene Ontology annotation, cellular component: nucleus. Bases 1 to 1083 code for a protein of 360 amino acids. The transcript has 2 exons. NCBI's taxonomy places the organism in Eukaryota, Fungi, Ascomycota, Pichiomycetes, Pichiales, Pichiaceae.